AUGACAUUAAACGCACCUGCGCCUGACUAAGUCAGACAGUGAAUCACACGCUUUAAAUAUUUUUUGACAUUUCACUUGACGACUCAUUUUUCAAAGCUUUUAUUGUGAUUUGUUGUUUGUUGUUGAUGCGAUUAUCUGCUGAAUUGUUGCGUUUUCUCCAGAAAUAUUAUAUGAUUUCUAGCGAGAGAUGUUAAAGAAAGUUUUGUUGUCUACAGACGUGACUUUAGCGUGUGUCCAACAUGCCUUAUCAACAGAGAAAGAAGAAAUUAUGGGAUUACUCAUUGGUGAAGUACACAACAAUGGUAGCGUGGUAUCUAUAGUAUCUUCAGUAAUACUGCGGCGUUUGGACAAAAAGCCAGACCGUGUAGAGAUAUCUGAAGAACAAUUAGUGCAGGCGACAUUGAAGGCCGAGGAACUGGCUGCAGAAUUAGGCAGACCUCUCAGAGUUGUGGGGUGGUAUCACUCACAUCCACACAUUACGGUUUGGCCAUCACAUGUGGAUCUUGCUACACAGUUUAUGUAUCAACGGAUGGAUCCUAGCUUUGUAGGCAUCAUAUUUGCUGUGUUUCUCACAGAGCAAAGUACAAAAGCCCCAUCAGUCCAAAUUACUUGUUUCCAAUCGAUCAAUGAAGGUUCUAGUCAAACCAGGAAAGAAAUCGAAAUGGAGAUUAUUAAUAACAAUGAUUCAUUGAUGGCAAACAACUUUGAGAUUUUAACACAACUACCAGUGAUAUUGAAGGAGGAAGAAGAUGAAGCAUACAACAACGAAGUUGGUCUCACGGAAUCGGAAGAUAUUAUAAAUAAACAACACAAUGAUGCUGUUCGAACUAUUGCUAUUGGCCAUAUUGUUGAAAAGAUGUCCAGGCCGAUGUUGGAGGCGCUAGUAGCUCGCAAUGCUCUCAACGGCGUGCGCUUACGAGCGCUCAAGAAACGACACCAGGAACUCAUGGCCAAAAUGGAGAACAUGUCUUGCAAUGUUUAGGUUUUUUUAUGUAAUAAA
Messenger RNA from Hyposmocoma kahamanoa, 1000 nucleotides. Its product is annotated as lys-63-specific deubiquitinase BRCC36-like. Lineage: Eukaryota; Metazoa; Arthropoda; Insecta; Lepidoptera; Cosmopterigidae. The record is from RefSeq and is a predicted model, not a curated record. The transcript has 6 exons. Gene Ontology annotation, biological process: double-strand break repair. Gene Ontology annotation, cellular component: BRCA1-A complex; BRISC complex. Gene Ontology annotation, molecular function: polyubiquitin modification-dependent protein binding; cysteine-type deubiquitinase activity; metallopeptidase activity. The coding region runs from base 188 to 982 and encodes 264 amino acids.